AUGAUUCCUAGGUUGUUUCUUCGUUCUCCUAAUUCGAUCUUUAUCCGACGAGAGUCGCAACCCCCGACUGGUUUUUGUACCAACGUCAAAGUGGCUCCAGACAGUACACAUCUACAAGGUCUCAGAGAGGACCGGGAUCCCGAGCCGAACCUCGAUUCCCACGACAUAGACGACAACAAUAUGUCUCAGCAUCGAGCGUCCAUGUAUCACCCGGUAGAUGGUCAAGAACCGUUGCUAAAGGAUGAGGAUCGGGGUCGAUUGUCCAACGCCAGCUAUGGAAAUGGUGACACAGAAGGCAGGCCUAUGCUGCACCAUUCGAGGCGGCCGACAAUCAGGAGUCGCAGUCCGGAGCAUGAUGCGCAGCAGGCUACCCGUCGGAAAUAUUUGAUUGCGUCGGGGUUUUUGUUUCUGAGUCUGGCCAGUUUCGUGAUCCAGACCGAGACAGCUGUGUAUAUUCAGCAUGAGUUGCAUUGGGAUAAACCGUAUUGCAUGCUGUACCUCACACAUGGCUCGUGGGCCCUCCUCUGGCCGGUCCAGCUCCUCAUCCUCCGAAUACAAAAACGAUCACUUUCAUGGGAGGCGUUUUGGCGACGUCAUGUGUUUCUUCUUCGAACCACGGCGCAGAUGGUGGAAACACAAGACCUACACGCUCCCUCGCGCGGCUUCCAACGAUCACCAAUUCGUUACAUGAUCAAGACGACAGCGUUCGUUACAACUGCACUUACUAUCGCGGGUGGUGCAUGGUACGUGGCAGUGAACAUGACGACAGCCAGUGAUUUGACUGCGAUUUACAACUGCUCCGCAUUUUUCGCAUAUGCCUUUUCAAUUCCGCUUUUGAAGGAUAAGUUCCGGUUCGAUAAAGUGUUUGCAAUCUUCGUUGCCAUUGUAGGUGUCCUCGUGGUUGCAUAUGGUGGCCGAGACGAAAACAAGAAGACGGCGGACGGAACCGUGGGUAAGGGACAGCAGGAGGCGGAAAACAGGUUGCUCGGAAAUAUCAUCAUCAGUGUUGGUAGUGUGCUCUACGGUCUCUAUGAAGUGCUCUACAAGCGAUACGGCUGUCCUCCGGAAGGUACCAGCCCGGGUCGAAGCAUGAUCUUUGCCAACACCGUUGGCAGCUUGAUUGGCUGCUUCACAUUAUUAGUCCUGUGGAUUCCAUUGCCCAUUCUCCAUAUCACGGGCCUGGAGACGUUCCGCUGGCCAACGGGUGAGGCUGCAUGGAUGCUUAUGAUUUCCGUCCUUGCCAAUGCCACAUUCUCUGGUUCCUUCCUGGUCCUCAUCUCUCUCACUUCACCUGUCCUAUCCUCCGUCGCAGCCCUCCUCACCAUCUUCCUCGUCGCUAUCGUCGAUUGGCUUCGCACGGGGCAACCUCUCUCUCUCGCCUCCAUCAUCGGUGGAGUCCUUAUCAUGGUAGCCUUCUUCCUCUUGAGUUGGAGCACCUACCGUGAAAUGAAAGAGGAGCAAAAGAAGAACAUCGAAAACGAUGACGCAGAAUCCGAGAGUGACGAAUAA
Aspergillus wentii DTO 134E9 is the source of this 1509-nucleotide messenger RNA. Its product is annotated as DMT family transporter. The coding region runs from base 1 to 1509 and encodes 502 amino acids. Gene Ontology annotation, cellular component: membrane. The transcript is spliced from 4 exons. The record is from RefSeq and is a predicted model, not a curated record. NCBI's taxonomy places the organism in Eukaryota, Fungi, Ascomycota, Eurotiomycetes, Eurotiales, Aspergillaceae.